AUGAUGAUUGGGUUCCCUCGCCCCAUAGAAGAUGAUGAAGACAUGAAGGCUCGUGCCUGGACCCGUUGGGCCCACGAGUAUGGAUCCCGAGUGUCAUUCCCGAGUUAUUGGGCAAACUUGUGCCGUAACCCUGACAAUGAAGAAAAACUUGUGCAUCUUAGUCCCACUUUUCUGCACGAGCUGCAGCAAUCAUCACCACCAUCAUGUAAUGAUGAUUUAACCGUCAUUGAAUAUUCGCAUCCUGAAAAGUUUUGGAUCACUAAGGAGAUAGUGUUUCCCCACUCAAAGAUAGCGAAACUCAAGGUUGAGGUGGAAAUGCAAGACAGACAAGAUGGUGUAAAUCAAAGUUAUACACGGAAUGAGCUUGUGACUGCACUCCUUUACAGGUGUGCUGUAGGAGCCGCAACUGCAUCAAACUCCGGGGCCUAUACUAAAUCUGUACUGAUGCGGGCAGUAAACAUGCGCCCUCUCAUUGAUCCUCCAUUUCCAAAAACAAGUGUGGGAAAUCUAAUUGCUCUGAAUGACGUUCCAACAUAUACGCUGAAUGAGACAAGAUUAAGUACAUUGAUAGCCCAAAUGAAGAAAGGGAAGAUGCAACUUAGAGGAUCAAAAAGUUUGGUCGGAAAAAACCUGGCACUGAUGCUCAAAUAUGCAAAUACUGAUCAGAAGCCUUAUUUCGUGAGCAGAAUUUGUAAUUUCCCAUUAUAUGAUGAGAUGGAUUUCGGGUGGGGAAAGCCAGUAAAAGCUUCAGUUGUGGACAUAGGUGUGUCUAAUACAGCAGUUAUGAUGGAUACACCGAGUGGAGAUGGUAUAAACACCCCCGUUGCACUGGAAGAACAAGAUAUGAAAAAUUUCCUAGCUGACAAAGAUCUGCUUGCCUAUGCUUCUUUCUAA
Molecule: messenger RNA, 894 nt
Organism: Daucus carota subsp. sativus
Lineage: Eukaryota; Viridiplantae; Streptophyta; Magnoliopsida; Apiales; Apiaceae
Product: acylsugar acyltransferase 3-like
Exons: 2
Coding region: 1-894 (297 amino acids)
Source: RefSeq, a predicted model, not a curated record